Messenger RNA from Neospora caninum, 576 nucleotides. RefSeq names its product putative ankyrin repeat-containing protein. Bases 1 to 576 code for a protein of 191 amino acids. Lineage: Eukaryota; Apicomplexa; Conoidasida; Eucoccidiorida; Sarcocystidae. The record is from RefSeq and is a predicted model, not a curated record. The transcript is spliced from 5 exons. Gene Ontology annotation, molecular function: protein binding.
AUGGUGAUAUGUUGCUCGCGAGGUGCAAAGAACGCGGGCGAGGAUGUUUGGAGCGACCUCGGCAAUGCUGCGUACACAGGCAAUCUGCCUCGCAUGAUGCAGCAACUGAGCAGCGGCAACAGCGUCAAUACACCAGAUGAGAACGGUUUCACUCCACUUCAUCGUGCGGCGCAGUCGGGGAAUUUCGAGGCCUUGCUGCUCCUCGUGAACAGUGGAGCUGACGCACGCUGUUCAGCAACGAAUGGCGACACGCCUCUCCAUAUUGCCGCUUUCCACAGGCACACAGACGUUGUCAAGUUCCUGCUGGACACGGAUGCGAAGGCAGACAUUAACAAACAAAAUACGGAUCAUGGCAUGACGCCGCUGCAUGUGGCAGUCUACAGGGGUUGCCCCGAAAUUGUCGAUUUGCUUUUGGCGGCAGGCGCAGAUCCAGAUAUCACAGCGAAGGGCCAGACGGCAGUGAACUUGGCGGAAUUUUGGGAUUCGCAAGAGUCGCAAGGACGCUCUUCGCCCUGCGCCAAACACCACGACACCCUUCUUCUGCUUCAGAAUCGACUCAAGAACCCUGCCGUGUGA